This is a messenger RNA of Nerophis lumbriciformis (worm pipefish), 2073 nucleotides long. Lineage: Eukaryota; Metazoa; Chordata; Actinopteri; Syngnathiformes; Syngnathidae. The record is from RefSeq and is a predicted model, not a curated record.
GUCGUGUCUUCGAGAAAUCUGUCCUAAAAAGGCACCAGUACAGUGUGGACUUCUAUGUCCGCGUUAAUGCUCAUUUUGUCUUUCUACCUGUUCACCUAGGGCGGGACAAACUGGACGUUAUUCCGUUUUUGUGUCAGGAGGAACUCGACGCUUUUCUGGCGAGCUUCGCUUGCUACUUAGCUUAGCAUGCUAGGUAGCUUGCUAGCUGCUAGCAGAGAGAGGCGGAAGUGUGGCCAAAUAGCGAUGACGUGUGCGAGUGAAAAUGUCACGUGUGACGUACAAACUGUGAUGCGUGGAAAUGUGUGACGUACAAAUGCUGCCAGUGUGGGGGAAUCAAGUGAGUAGUUGAGGAGGAACUUUGUCCAACUCAAGUGGAGAAGGAGCCACAACCAUCAACGACUGGACGCAGUGUCACGCGCAUCAGGAGUGGACCACCAGGAUGGAUCAGUGGGUACCACAGCCCCUCCCACGUUAAAGAGGAAGACCUCAGCAUCCGUCUCUUGGAGGAGCUUGAUGUCAACAAGAUGCCAGUGACUGGUGUGCUUGUGAAGGGUGAAGAUGAUGAGGGGAGAGAGGAAAAGCCUCCAAGCAGCAGCUCAGCUCAACACAUGACAAGAGAAGCUGAUGGAGACCACAGUGGAGGACCACCAGCAGACAAGAUCUUAGCCCCACAAUCAAGGUCACACUCUCCUGACUCUGAUGGAGACCACAGUGGAGGACCACCAGCAGACAAGAUGUUAUCUCCACAAUCAAGGUCACACUCUCCUGACUCUGAUGGAGACCCCAGUGGAGGACCACCAGCAGACAAGAUGUUAUCUCCACAAUCAGAUAGUGACGACACGACGUCACAAUCCCCCGACUCUGAUGAUGAAGAUACUAAAGCACACUUGACAUGUUGUCACUGUGAUAAAACUUUUCAUCGUCGUCGUAACCUGAAGAGACACAUGAGAAUACACACCGGAGAAAAACCAUACAUGUGCUCCGUUUGCAGUAAAAGAUUCUCUCGGAAGGAAGAUGUGAAAAUCCACAUGAGAGUACACACUGGGGAGAAGCCCUUUGACUGUCCUUUUUGUGGGAAAGGUUUCAAACAGAAUAAGCAUCUGAAAAUACACAUAAGAAUACACACGGGAGAAAGACCCUUUUCUUGUUCAAUCUGCAGCAAAGGUUUUACACAAAGCCACUGUUUGAAAGUACACAUGAGAAUACACACUGGCGAAAAACCAUAUUCCUGUUCGAGCUGCGACAAAAGCUUUGCUGACCGAUCGACACUUGUCAAACACAUGAGGACACACACGGGUGAGAAGGUGUUGAGUUGCAGUGUGUGUGGUGAAAGCUUCUCCUAUAAGUACCAGUGGAAGAAACACAAGUGUGCUGCUGACAACAGCAGCAAAUGAUACAUAUAUGUAAGUACCAGUGGAAGAAACAAAGCAGCAAAUGAUACAUAUACGGUACAUAUAUAUUAGGGGUGUAAUGGUACGUGUAUUUGUAAUGAACCUUUUCGGUUCGGAGGUGUACCGAACAAGUUUCCACACGAACAUACUAAGUAGCCGCCUCCGCUUCCUUCUGCCUCUGUUUCUGUCAGUACUCUUCACAGCACCCAGCAUUGUCCCACCCACACAACCAUCUGAUUGGGUACAAACAGAGCGGUAACAGCCAAUCAUCAGUGCGUAUUCAGAGCGCAUGUAGUCAGUACUUAGCGUUUAGCAGGUAAGCAUCAGGCAGCGGACUCUCCCCAAAUUAUAAUAAACACCUUCCAGUCAACUACUAGUAACAUUACUAUGAGCCCGUUGACCUUCUAGAAAUAUAAAAAAAACAGCUCAGCUCGCCCGCAGUCCUGGCUUGAGGUGAAGGCUAAUUCGCUUUUAGCGUAACGUUAGCUCAUUUUGCGGUGUGUGUGUUACGGACAGCAAAGCCCUGUCUGUCUGUUCUUUCACCUUACCUUUUUCUGUGUUGAUUGAGCUGUGUUGAAGCAGCAAAAAAGGACAUUAUGUUAAAUGAAGAGUUUCUGUCUCUGAUAGUUGAUAUAAUAAUGUAAGUGCAUCAUUAAGCCUCCAUGAACUCCAUGGUGUUCAG